ACCGCUUUCUUCGUCAGUUUCAAUCUAUCGCUCGAUCCGUAAGCAAGUCCGUCUCGUCUUCAAACGACUCUCAACGUUUCCGUUCGUUCACUUUGUGCAACUUAAUCAAAUUAGCGCCGCCCAACGAUGCGGCUCGCAAUCGGCGGACUACUAGGCGUAGUUCUGCUUCUCGCCAGCGGCGUAUCCGGCCGCUUGUUCAUCAACCCGUAUCCGCGGUAUCGGGCGCUUCCACGAGCCGUUGGUGACGCCGACGUUGGCGCGCCGCUCUUUCUGACGCCAUUUAUCAAAAAUGGCACCGUCGAUGCCGGUCGUCAGGCGGCCAAGGUCAACCAUGGCGCCAUUCCGGCCGACAUUCCAAGCUAUUCGGGAUAUCUGACCGUUGACGAACAGUACAAUUCGAACCUGUUCUUCUGGUACUUCCCGGCCAAGGCCGACGCCCAGGCCGAUGCACCGGUGGUUUUGUGGUUGCAGGGUGGUCCUGGUGCUAGCUCCAUGUACGGACUGUUCACCGAGAAUGGGCCGUUUUCAGUCGACGCCAAGAUGAAAAUUCAUCCUCGGAAGUACUCGUGGCACCUCAAUCAUCACCUGAUCUACAUCGAUAACCCCGUCGGCACCGGGUUCAGCUUCACCGAUCACGACGAAGGUUACUGCACGGACGAGAAGAAGGUCGGCGCGAAUCUACACGAAGCGCUGGUACAGUUCUUCCAGCUGUUCCCGGAUCUCCAGAGUCGCAAGUUCUUCGUGACCGGAGAAUCGUACGGUGGAAAGUACGUGCCAGCUGUGUCGCACGCGAUCCACCGAAACAACGACAACGCCAAGGUCAAGAUCAACCUGGCCGGACUGGCGAUCGGCAACGGACUCUGUGAUCCGUUCCACCAGCUCGUCUACGGAGACUACCUGUACCAGCUCGGCUUGAUCGACUCGAACGCUCGCGAUCAGUUCCACGCGUACGAAAAGAAGGGCCGCGAUUGCAUCACCAAGAAGGACUUCAACUGUGCCUUCGACGCGUUCGACGCCCUCAUCAACGGCGAUCAGUUCCCCAGCGGUUCGCUGUUCAAAAACGUGUCCGGCUUCGAUACGUACUUCAACUACCUGCACACCAAGCCCGACGCUAGCGAUGAGUUCAUGGUCAAGUUCCUGACCCUCCCCGAGACGCGCCAGGCGAUCCACGUCGGCAACAACACAUUCCACGAUCUGGACAGCGAAAACAAGGUCGAAGAACACCUCAAGCAGGACGUGAUGAACUCGGUUGUCCCGUACCUCGAGGAACUGCUCUCCAGCUAUCGGGUGGCGAUCUACAACGGCCAGCUGGACAUUAUCGUGGCCUACCCGCUGACGAUCAACUACGUUCGUACGCUCAACUUCCCGGGUCGCGAUCAGUACAAAAAGGCCCCGCGGUACAUCUGGAAGGUUGACGGGGAGGUCGCGGGAUAUGCGAAGGAAGCGGGAAACCUGGUGGAGGUGCUGGUGCGCAACGCUGGCCACAUGGUCCCCAAGGAUCAACCCAAGUGGGCGCUGGAUCUGAUCAUGCGGUUGACCCACGGCAAGGGGUUCGCCAAGUGAA
Molecule: messenger RNA, 1564 nt
Organism: Culex pipiens pallens (northern house mosquito)
Lineage: Eukaryota; Metazoa; Arthropoda; Insecta; Diptera; Culicidae
Product: venom serine carboxypeptidase
Exons: 1
Coding region: 127-1563 (478 amino acids)
Biological process (GO): proteolysis
Molecular function (GO): serine-type carboxypeptidase activity
Source: RefSeq, a predicted model, not a curated record